This is a messenger RNA of Acipenser ruthenus (sterlet), 5735 nucleotides long. RefSeq names its product folliculin-interacting protein 1-like. Gene Ontology annotation, molecular function: protein-folding chaperone binding; ATPase inhibitor activity. Gene Ontology annotation, cellular component: cytoplasm. The coding region runs from base 341 to 3934 and encodes 1197 amino acids. The transcript has 18 exons. The record is from RefSeq and is a predicted model, not a curated record. NCBI's taxonomy places the organism in Eukaryota, Metazoa, Chordata, Actinopteri, Acipenseriformes, Acipenseridae.
GGGGCUGUGGCCAGGAGGUUGAAUUGAGUAUCAGCUUUCGCUGAGAAGAAAGCAUAAUUAGACUGUUCUAACACGGAAUGCCUCAUAGCAUUCAAAUCAGAAUUAGAUGGAGGGACAGCUCUUGAAGAAUCAAUAACAAAUAUUAGAAGAAAAAAAGGAAGGUCGUUUUUCUUUGUCCCCUCUUUGCUGGCUUGUGUGUAAUACUGUAUGCACGUGCUGUACAGUCAAGGAGAAUGCUUCAUUUGUACAGAUUCUGAGACUGCAGAUUGUUUGUUUUUAUUUCACUGGAUUACAGCAACAUGGCAAGCCUUUUGUCUGAGUUUCGUCCAGUGCUCUCUGGAUGUCACCUGGCAGUCUCGUGUUUUUGGAUGAAUUUAGUUCAGAGCUAUUAUUAGCUGGUGUUGGAGCGAGAGAGCGGGCAGAGUGGCUUGGGGGGGAUUUGGAAAGGACUGGCAGCAGGACAGAGAUGCCCAGCUGGACUUCUCCGAAGUUUGACCCGAGCCAGAUCAGGUUGAUCGUCUAUCAGGACUGUGAGAGACGGGGGAGAAAUGUUCUCUUUGACUCCAAUGCAAAGAAGAAGAUGACAGAAGAAACCCCGGUUUCGAAGCUGUGCAGCGACGCCCAGGUGAAGGUGUUUGGGAAGUGUUGCCAGCUGAGACCAGCAGGGGGCAGCUCCAGCUCACUGGACAGCUCCUCCUCCUCCACUGCGUCAGAUUCCAAAGAGCAGGGCCACAAACACCAGGGUUCGCGUUGUUCAUCAGAUGCCAACAUGCUGGGGGAAAUGAUGUUUGGGUCUGUUGCAAUGAGUUACAAAGGAUCCACUCUGAAGAUCCAUCAGAUCCGCUCCCCUCCUCAGCUCAUGCUCAGCAAAGUGUUUACAGCCCGCACUGGAAGCAGUGUUUACGGCAGCCUCAACACGUUACAAGACAGCCUGGAGUUCAUCAACCAAGACUCAAACACAUUGAAGCCAGAUCACAACAGUGGGGUGAAUUGCCUUUUAGGAAAUAUAGGUUUUUCUCAGCUUUGCAGCCCCAGGCGGGCGUUCUCAGAGCAGGGCCCGCUCCGUUUGAUCAAGAGCGCCUCUUUCUUUUCAGGUCACAGUAACCCGAUGGACAUGCCAGGAGGAGGUCAACAUGAAGACAGAGAAGGUGGAAUAGCCAGAUCUGCGUCUCUAAGCAGCCUGCUGAUUACCCCGUUCCCAUCGCCCGGGUCUUCUCUCACUAGCAGCUGUGCCAGCAGUUAUCAGAGGCGCUGGCUCCGCAGUCAGACCACCAGCCUAGAAAAUGGGGUUUUCCCAAGAUGGUCAGUGGAGGAGAGUUUCAACAUGUCUGAUGACAGCGGUGGUCCAAAUCUCGGAGCCAUGAGAAAAAAGAAAAUUGCAAUCGGUGUCAUUUUUCUGCUCUCGCAAGACGAAGAGGAGAACAUCAAGUUUCACGACUUCUUCUUCUCUCACUUCCCGCUGUUUGAAAGCCACUUGAACAAACUCAAAAGUGCAAUCGAACAGGCUAUGAAAAUGAGCAGACGAUCAGCUGAUGCAAGCCAGAGGACUUUGGCCUACAACAGGAUUGUGGAUGCUCUGAAUGAAUUUAGGACGACCAUCUGUAACCUGUACACCAUGCCGCGGAUUGCAGAGCCAGUGUGGCUCACCAUGAUCUCCGGAUCUCCAGAGAAGAACCAGCUCUGUCGCCAGUUUAUGAGCGAGUUUGCUUUCCUGAUGGAACAGGCAACCAAGAACCAGUUCCUGCCAGCGCUGCUCACAGCAGUACUUACUAACCACCUGGCCUGGGUCCCCACGGUCAUGCCAAAUGGACAGCCUCUCAUUAGAAUCUUUCUGGAGAAACGUUCCUCACAGAGCGUGGACAUGCUGGCGAAGACACACCCGUAUAACCCCCUGUGGGCACAGCUGGGUGAUUUGUACGGUGCUAUUGGCUCACCUGUUAGACUAUCGAGAACUGUGGUUGUUGGCAAAAAACAAGACCUUGUUCAGCGAUUGCUUUACUUCCUCACCUAUUUUAUUCGGUGCUCGGAGCUCCAAGAGAACCGUCUGAUUGAGAACGGGGAAGAUGAAGCAAUAGUAAUGCCUGGGACUCUCAUUACAACAUCACUGCAGAAAGGAGAGGUGGAGGACUCGGAUUAUGUACUUGUAACUAUGCAUAAGCACAGAAGUGGUCUUGGACCCCAAGGGACUAAAGGGGAAGAAAACUGCAGCUCAGAAAACAGUUGCCAAAGCAGCACACAUCCCACGCAAGGGAGUGUGGGAUCUGAUAACCCAAGCCAAGAAAACGAAUGCAGCCAAAAGAGUUCCAACAGCGCUCUCAGAUCCCUGUUGAAUAAAAGCACACUCGAAAAUAGAGUGCUGCCAGUAAUUCGCACGGAGGAUGUCAGUGAUAUGAAACCGUAUAAAAAGAUGGCUAGCUGUUGCCUGGAAACAAAAAUGGAGACGGUAGUGUGCGUAGGAUCAUCCUUGAGGGACCAGGGCUCGGUGCUGCCAGCUGGGCUCGAGACAGAUGUAGAAGCCAGGGGCGGUGAUGAGACAGCUGAGGCUGGUAGCAUGUCUAUCAAGGUGUUACGGUCUUCAGGAAUCCCAGUGGAAAAGAAGCCACCAGGUAAGCAUCUGCCUUCUACUUUUCCAUCUGAUGAUGAGCAGCCUUCCACCAAAGUGACUUUUCUGAUUGGAGAUUCAAUGUCGCCAGACUCCGACACGGAAAUCAGGAGGCAAAAAGUAGAGGAGCAAAUUAAAAAGCACAAAAAGCAACUGAAGGAGAAGCAGAGCAGCGCUGAGCUGAAGACACCUGAGACAAAGAAAGCGUCCGAGGACCAAACAAACAAAACCAGCGAGGCUAAAGAAACGCUACUUCUUGUGGCCAGCAAACUCCCUGAGUGGGACCCUCCCCAUGAAGGGUGCAUAGACAUGUUCGACGAGUAUUUUACGGAUGAUAAUCCGGUCGAAACCAGGACUAUCGAUGAUGUGUUACAACUGAAGAAUCCAAGCGGUCCUGAACAAAAAAACAAAGUGCACUUGGAUCGCUCGGAAACUGGUUUCACUGGAAGCCAAGGGCAAAGUGAACCCCCUACCAAUCGGUGUAGUUGCAGCGCAAUGGACAUAAGAAAUCAGAGCUUUUGUCAAACUUGUUCUGCUGAGCAGGACAAAGGGAUCGUAAUCUCUGUUACUGUCCCCCAAGGGGACCAGUUGGAUUUGAAGAAGGUUACCCCACUCUCCGAGUGGGACAUCCCGAGGAACGAGAGCUCUGAUAGUGCGCUAGGGGACAGCGACAGUGAAGACACAGGCCACGACCUGCCGAGACAUGACAGCAGCUGCUGUGGAGAGGAACAGGAAGAAUGGCUGGACGAAGUGGAGAUACCAUUUCCAGGGUCUAAACUAGUUGAAGCCAACUUCUGCAAGCCCAGCAUUGCUAACUUUGGAAGGUCCCUGUUUGGUGGCUACUGCCCAACUUAUGUGAAUGACUUCGUUCUGCAUGGAAUAGCAAGCGACGAGAAGCUGAAGCAGUGUUUAAUGGCGGAUUUGUCCCAUGCUGUACAGCACCCAGUUUUGGAUGAGCCCAUUGCGGAGGCUGUCUGCAUCGUCGCAGACGUUGAAAAGUGGACGGUACAGGUGGCCAGCAGCCAGAGACGGAUGCCGGAAAACAAACUGGGACAGGAAGUUCUAGUGUCCAGCCUCGUCUCCAACCUCCUGCAGUCCACUCUGCAGCUUUACAAGCUCAAUCUGUCGCCAAACUUUUGCAUUAUGCACCUUGAAGACAGACUCCAGGAGCUAUAUUUCAAAAGUAAAAUGCUGUCGGAAUACCUAAAGGGGCAGACGCGAGUGCAUGUGAAGGAACUGGGAAUGGUACUAGGGAUUGAAUCCGGCGACCUUCCUUUGCUGGCAGCUAUAGCAAGUACUCACUCUCCUUACGUGGCUCAGAUACUGCUGUAAAUCGCCAGCAGGCAGAAAUGGAAACUGUUUCAGUGGAAACCAUAGGAAUAGCUGGGAUACAGCUGCAAUCUAGACUGAACAUGCAGAUCCCAAGCCAUCUGCCUUCGGAGGCUGAGCCAUAUUGAUGUGCAGUGCACACAAGCAAGUAACAGAGAUCCCCUGAAUGAGAAGAGACCUGGGACAGAGGAAGGGAAACAGCAUGUUCCUCGAUCUAUCACCUAUCACUUCAUACCAGGAAAGAGUAGCUACCAAAAGGAAGACUGUGUCCUCAUUGAUUUGAAUGUUUGAGGUAUUAUUUUGCCUCUUCAGACGGUUUACACUGUAAAAAGAAAGAAUUUUUAUAAAAGAGCUAGCUGAAGAAGAGGAGCUGCAAAAAGGUACUUUUCUUUGGAAUGUUGUUGCUAAAAAAGGAAGCGGAUUAAAACACCAGCCUAUUCAUUUUUCUGAUUUGAACAGCACUGCUAAGCUUUAUCAUGCGUCUACAUACAGUAUAAAGCAUCUGAACAAGAACAUGUUAGUGCACCACCCUUAAACACACAUCGACUAUUCAUUGUGAAAACCCUUGCUCUAACAUAUGGACCUGCAAUCAAGUGGAUAUGCUGUUAAAUGUGUGUAAUACUGUAUUUUUCAAUUCCACAUUGUGUAAUAUUCUGUUAUAAUCAGUUGCCAGUUUCAGAUGUAUUGGGUAGUUCUCUCCAUGUCUGCGUAAUAUAGGUGUUCUUUUGGAUUUUAAUCAAAGGAAAUAAGUUUUACACCCUGAGCAUUGCACAUCGUUUUGAUGCAGUUCAGAGUUGACUUUUAAAAUAAUACUUUGUUCAUUUCUUUGUUCAUUUUAUACAGUGCUAGAACAACCUUUGUGAAUCUCUUUCGAUACACAUAGCCUAAAGGUCGAUCUGAGUCUGAAAAUCAAGUUAUGACAUUUCCUGACAGUCUCAAAAAUGCAAUACUACUUCUGACCUCUAGAGGGCUGCACUGAGGGUUUGUCACUGCUCACUGUUUUUUUUUAGCUACCGAAUUGUUUUCAUCAUUUAACAAACUGCUUUUGCAGCAAAACACACUUUCUCUUUUCACAAGGCAUAACAGGGGAUUCCUCACAAGGAUGUUGAAUUUUUGUUAUUCGCCAGACUAUAUUAUGCUAAAUGAGCAUUUCUUUAAUGGAUUUAUUAUGCUUUACAGAUACUGUGCCUCCACGUCUGCAGAAUUAACAUUUCUACAGCAAGUUUCGACUUUCAGGUUUUCUACCAACAUAAAAACAGGCUGAUUGAUACACACAAGAAUAUACAAGACCUUUUCCAAGUAAAAAAUAUAGACAUUACAGUACGUACAUUUUAUAUAAGGGAAUAUAGUUGUGUGGGAUACAUCAAAGGGCAAUUUUUAAAAGAGAUCUCUUUUUCUGAUAUUUGUACCACAGUUGCUGCAUAACUACAUAAUUUUUUAUUCCUGUAUGUUAUUGAUAGCUGGAUAUGUCAUGUACUAAAGUCUUAAUUGACAUGUGGCAUGCUGCAUACAAAAAUGUGUCAUAGGAGUGUUGCUUUUGUGGGCUCAUUUUUAAUGUCCUUCUUUUAAUAACUGUUGGCUGCUGUACAUGUAGCAUUCUGUCACUGCGAUUUGUAAAGAACAUAUAUAUAUUUUUAAAUAUAUUGUUAAAUUAUUUAGAAUGUAUGGGCGUGCAAGUUGUAAUUGUAAAUACUUGUGUUAUCUAUGUUAUCACAUUUUGUACAUAAUAUGCACUGUACUUCUGAAUUAUUAUUUCCCAAUUUUAUGGGAAUGUUGUGCAAUAAAUAUGCCAUUAUUAUUAUUA